AUGAGACCCGCAAAGCGGACGGGUGGGUUGGAGUUUGAGGAGUGUGAGAGUAUGACCGGAGGGAACGGCGACCGGUGCAGCCACCACCACACGUACAGCGAGAAGUUGAGGGAGUUAAACCCCGGGAGAAGUACCGGCCCUGGAGACGACGGAUCUCCCCUGUGUCUCCCAACCACGGUGCUCUCCGUGUCCUCUGCGACCUGGACAGAGGGGCAGAGAUCGAACGGUGACGCCGUCUCACGCUCUGCGAUGUAUGCCGAGUGCCAACCUCAUCCCACUGAGGCUGUGUGGGGCUGGCAGGUGGUUGAGGGCCAGGUGAUGAAGGACCAGCAACCUCUCUGGCGGCGGCCGGGGUAUUCUCGAAGUCAGAGGUAG
Knipowitschia caucasica is the source of this 375-nucleotide messenger RNA. The record is from the annotation of a GenBank genome assembly. NCBI's taxonomy places the organism in Eukaryota, Metazoa, Chordata, Actinopteri, Gobiiformes, Gobiidae.